AUGGCUCCAGGCCCCUUCUCCUCUGGGCUCUUCUCGCCACCACCUGCUGCUCUCCCUUUUUUGCUGCUGCUCUGGGCAGGGGCAUCUCGCGGCCAACCCUGCCCUGGUCGCUGCAUCUGCCAGAACGUGGCACCUACGCUGACCAUGCUGUGUGCCAAGACCGGCCUGCUCUUCGUGCCGCCCGCCAUCGACAGGCGUGUGGUCGAGCUGCGGCUCACCGACAACUUCAUUGCCGCUGUGCGUCGUCGAGACUUCGCCAACAUGACCAGCCUGGUCCACCUCACCCUGUCUCGCAACACUAUUGGUCAGGUGGCACCCGGCGCCUUUGCUGACCUCCGUGCUCUCCGGGCCCUGCACCUCGAUAGCAACCGCCUGGCAGAGGUGCGUGGGGACCAGCUCCGGGGCUUGGGUAACCUCCGCCACUUGAUCCUCGGCAACAAUCAGAUCCGGAAGGUGGAGUCGGCAGCUUUUGACGCCUUUCUGUCCACUGUGGAGGACCUGGAUCUGUCCUACAACAACCUGGAGGCACUGCCGUGGGAGGCGGUGGGUCAGAUGGUCAAUCUGAACACCCUCACGCUCGACCACAACCUCAUUGAUCACAUUGCCGAGGGCACCUUCGUGCAGCUGCAUAAACUUGUACGCUUAGACAUGACCUCUAACCGUCUGCAUAAACUGCCCCCCGACGGGCUCUUCCUGAGGUCCCAGGGUGGGGGGCCCAAGCCGCCCACCCCCCUGACCGUCAGCUUUGGUGGCAAUCCGCUGCACUGCAACUGCGAGCUGCUCUGGCUACGGCGUCUGACCAGGGAGGAUGACUUGGAGACAUGCGCCACUCCUGAGCAUCUCACUGACCGCUACUUCUGGUCCAUCCCGGAGGAGGAAUUUCUAUGUGAGCCCCCGCUCAUCACGCGGCAGGCAGGGGGCAAGGCCCUGGUAGUGGAGGGCCAGGCUGUCAGUCUGCGCUGCCGGGCGGUGGGUGACCCUGAGCCCGUGGUGCACUGGGUGGCACCUGAUGGGCGGCUGCUGGGGAACUCCAGCCGGACCCGGGUCCGUGGGGACGGAACGCUGGAUGUGACCAUCACCACCCUAAGGGACAGCGGUACCUUCACCUGCAUAGCCUCCAAUGCUGCGGGGGAAGCCACUGCACCGGUGGAGGUUUGCGUGGUACCUCUGCCACUCAUGGCGCCCCCGCCGGCUGCUCCGCCGCCUCUCACUGAGCCUGGUUCUUCCGACAUCGCCACACCAGGCAGACCUGGUGCCAACGACUCAGCCACUGAACGCCGGCUUGUGGCUGCCGAACUCACGUCCAGCUCUGUGCUCAUUCGCUGGCCGGCCCAGAGGCCAGUGCCUGGCAUCCGCAUGUACCAAGUGCAAUACAACAGCUCUGCGGAUGACUCUCUAGUCUACAGGAUGAUCCCUUCCACCAGCCAGACUUUCCUGGUGAACGAUCUGGCUGCUGGCCGCGCCUAUGACUUGUGUGUGCUGGCAGUCUACGACGACGGGGCCACCGCUCUGCCGGCCACCAGAGUGGUGGGCUGUGUGCAGUUCACCACGGCGGGGGAUCCCGCGCCAUGUCGCCCGCUGAGGGCCCACUUCUUGGGCGGCACCAUGAUCAUCGCCAUCGGGGGCGUCAUCGUAGCCUCGGUCCUGGUGUUCAUCGUGCUGCUCAUGAUUCGCUACAAGAUCUCUUUCUGCCCCGCGGCGGCCUCCAAAGCCUCCAGUCCCCUCAACCCCAGCCCCCUCCCUGGUCCCACCUAG
This is a messenger RNA of Cricetulus griseus (Chinese hamster), 1755 nucleotides long. The record is from RefSeq and is a predicted model, not a curated record. NCBI's taxonomy places the organism in Eukaryota, Metazoa, Chordata, Mammalia, Rodentia, Cricetidae.